GAUCGCGCGCGGAAUAACUACUGGAAGGUCUUGGAACCAAGACUACGUUCUCCGCGUCAAACGCGCCUCAGCUCCCGCGCCCGGCGCGCUUAUAAAGCAUGAGAUAUGGACGGCAGUCGGAUCUUGUUGGCUGACAGCUGUGUCGUCCACGUGCAGAAGCAGCAAAGGUUCCACACAAGAGGUGAAAAUGACCAAUCAGAGUACAGCUGCAGUGGGAUUGUAAUUGACCCCCUGAAUGGACUAGUCUUGACUAGCGGUCAAGUCUUCUCAGAGGUUGUACACUAUCAGAGAUCUCAAGGAUUACACGUGAUCAAGCCAGGAAAGAAAGGACUAAUUCCAGCAUUACAGAAAAGAGAGAGCCAUGGGUACUCCACGGCAACAGAAGUGAUGAAAAAUGUGCACAUUGAUGUCAUCCUACCGGUACCACAGCAGGUCCUGUCACAUCUUGCAGUUCUUCCUGCUUCAUCAGCAACUUCUGCUACCAAGCACAGUCCUACAUAUACUUCCAGUCACAAGCAAUCCGGUGUCAGCACUAUGACCAGAAAAGCCCAGCUGAUCUCACUUUGGAAGUGCCAAGAAUUUCACAACCUCCUUCAGGCCAUCAUCCCGGAGACAGACGGCUGGAAGUACACUGAAUACGGAGAAGGCCAAAGGGAGCAGAGUGGUCAAGCAGGCGACUCGACAGUGAGAUCAGGCUCAGGGAGGGACUCUCCAAAUGGCCAGUGCGUAGAGCCCUUUGGGUUGAGCUCUGUCUCCAGGAACUUACCUAGGGAGAAUUUCAUCAGUUGGUUUGCCCUGUUGAAGUUGCAAGAUAGCAAGGAUAAUCCGUGUCCACUGGGCCAUCCCUCCAAUGCCAUCUGGUCCCGCACACUUCAAGAUGCUUUCUGUCUACAGCAAGGAGAUCCCGUCUGUCUGCAUACAACCCCAUUUGGUUCUACCUGUCCUGCUGUCUUUCUCAACAGUAUCAGUAAGGGGAUUGUCAGUAAUGUGGCCGGCCCCAAGCACCAGCUCAUUAUGACAGAUGCACGAUGCAUUCCAGGAUCUGAAGGAGGAGGCAUGUAUCUGACAAAGCCUGGAAGAAAUCACCAAGAAAGUGUGCUUGCAGGUAUCAUAGUUGCCCCACUGUGCUGGAAAAACAACGAAUGGAUUGGUCUGACCCUUGUUUGUUCCAUUCAAGCAGUCCUGGACUCCCUGAGAUGCAUCACAGAUUCCCUGACCCACAAGAAAGUCACCUCUGCACCUCCCUCCUGGCAAGGAGAAUGCAAACCUAAUCAAGGUAGACCACUGUUCGUUGUUCAGCAGUGCAUGAAGUCUGUUGUUCUAAUCAAGGCUAGCACUGUGUGGGGAUCUGGUGUGUUGAUCAACGCAGACAAGGGUGUCAUUCUCACCUGCCGUCAUGUGGUGCAUAAAGCAACCGAUCACCACGUUCGUGUUCGGAUUGACUGCCCAUAUCUGCACUGGGAAGAUGCCACAGUUGUGUAUACUACUAGCCCCAACUCACCCUUUGACCUUGCUGUUCUAAAACUAGAGGAAAAAUUGGAUGCAUUGAGAGAGGCCUAUAGAAUCACUGGAUUAAGAAUGGCUACGUCAUACACACAAGGUCAGCCAGUAAUCAUGGUGGGCCAUGCUUUGCUUGCUCCAGAACUGGACCUUUCACCAUCAGUCAGCUUGGGGGUCAUGUCAAAGGUCAACACAGCCAACAGUACUCCAGUAAUGCUCCAAUCAACUUGUGCAGUGCAUGCUGGGGCAAGUGGGGGUGCCCUCUUCUGUCACAGGACUGGACAGCUGCUGGGUAUAGUUACCAGUAAUGCAAGAGAUAUGGAUUCAGGGGCAUCAUUUCCACACGUCAACUUCAGCAUUCCAUGGACUGUCAUUGGCCCUGCCUUGAAUAAAUAUCUACAGACAGAUGAUGUGACUAAGCUAGAUUCACUUGAAGCUACUGAUGACCACAGCCAUCUUGUGGCAUUAUGGAGUCUGGACAAUCAACGGCUGACUGACAAGAAAGAGACCGACCUGACGCUUAGCAAGCUUUGAUCAAUCUGUAUUUAUAGAUCUAAGGAAAAAAAUCUGUGUCCGUCAUGGUUGUAAUAUAAUACACCUCAGUAGAAAAUUAUCAUAAAGGAGUUGAAACAAGGGCUGGUCA
This is a messenger RNA of Acanthaster planci (crown-of-thorns starfish), 2143 nucleotides long. Its product is annotated as peroxisomal leader peptide-processing protease-like. Gene Ontology annotation, cellular component: peroxisome. Lineage: Eukaryota; Metazoa; Echinodermata; Asteroidea; Valvatida; Acanthasteridae. Gene Ontology annotation, molecular function: serine-type endopeptidase activity. The record is from RefSeq and is a predicted model, not a curated record. Gene Ontology annotation, biological process: protein processing; regulation of fatty acid beta-oxidation.